UGUUUGGAAUAAGGUCGUCGUGUUUUAAGGUCCAUGUGGCUGUGUAUAUAGAGCCUUUUUGUCUUCAACUAUUUCGCGUCUGCUCGCGUCGCGUCGCACCGGUCUCCAGCAUGAAUUUUUAGCAUAUUCCAAGCUGUAGGGACCGAAUGUCGCAUCCGACCUAUCGAAUAGUAUCGACGUGCCAUGGCAUGUAGCAACAGUUGUUUUGACGUGUUACUGCAAAGUUCUCUUCUUCCAACAUACAUAUACUGCCUACGCAAUACAUGCUCUCCUUUAGCGAAUUCUCUGCCUGGGUAUCUAUCGAUGGUGUUGAAGCAGAGGAAUAUGGAGUGACCGUCGACGGCGCCAGGGUGACUUGCUGGAUCGCGUCGGAAGCCAAUAAGACUUUUCGCCUUCACUGGAAAGACUCUGUCGUUUCGUCGCCUACGCGGGGCAACCCGUCUAUCGAUGGCACUACUUACCCACCCAGGUACAUUGACUCUCCGCGGAGAAACGAAGUCUUCCUUGGCGGUGUCAGGGAUUCAGACAGCUCCAAGAGGCCAUUCAUGUUCACAAAACUCAAUCUUACGGACGACGAUGCGUAUCUCGAUGUCGCCGCUCCCCCUAGUCUUGGCGAAAUCGAGGUAACACUCUAUCGCGUUGAGCGGCGCCGGAACCGCAAUCACCGCCCUCCUUUGAACAAUAUAAGUCAAGGGGUUGAUUUGACUCGCCGUGUGUAUCACGAGCAUAAUAAGAAGGGAAUUGACCAUGAGGCUAGUCUCGGGUCUCCAAGACGUGUUGAAAGCAUCAGUCGGAGCCAGCGCAAACCAUUUAGUUUCACAAAGCCCAAAGGUAAUCCCAUCGUUACCUUCUGCUUCAAGUAUCGACCCCUUGAUGUGUUGCAAGCAGAGGACAUCGCCCCGCGGCCUCAACCUGUCCAACCAGCUCAAGACACGAGCAAACCGGAAGUCAAAGACGUCAUCGUCGUGGAUGAUGCAGAAAUUGAAUUUCUCUAUAUGCGAGCGAAUAAGGUGGUGAAGCAUGACGACGGUAUCAUCGACCUGACAGGUCCAGAUGAUGUAUACGCAUCGAGGGAUGUCAUAAAGCUUGACGAGGAGGAUGUUGUGCUCCCCAAGACUCCACAGCAGAACGAUAACGACAGGGCGUCUGGUUCGCAAGAAGACGCUUCACCCGAGAUCAAAGACGAGUACAACAAACCUUUCGGGCUCUCAAACGUAUACUUCGACUUGACUGUUUAGGCGGUUUAGCCUUGAUUAUCGAAUACCUAUCAGCACAUCGUUUCUCCGUAUUUUAUUCUAUUAAUCCUUAUUUCCACAUCGCUAUCGAUCGCUUUCACUUGUUUUCUAUCACCGGAUACCUGCCGCUCAUGUAAAACCCUGCCGCAUAACUAUUCAUUGUUCCGUAGUCUGUGACAUAAAUACAGAGCCAACUACUAGG
This is a messenger RNA of Desarmillaria tabescens, 1437 nucleotides long. RefSeq lists its product as uncharacterized. The transcript has 8 exons. NCBI's taxonomy places the organism in Eukaryota, Fungi, Basidiomycota, Agaricomycetes, Agaricales, Physalacriaceae. The coding region runs from base 264 to 1238 and encodes 324 amino acids. The record is from RefSeq and is a predicted model, not a curated record.